Molecule: messenger RNA, 4959 nt
Organism: Oncorhynchus nerka (sockeye salmon)
Lineage: Eukaryota; Metazoa; Chordata; Actinopteri; Salmoniformes; Salmonidae
Gene: ccl44
Product: chemokine (C-C motif) ligand 44
Exons: 4
Coding region: 4241-4591 (116 amino acids)
Biological process (GO): immune response
Cellular component (GO): extracellular region
Molecular function (GO): chemokine activity
Source: RefSeq, a predicted model, not a curated record
AGGCAACAACUACACUGUGCCAGUUUCCAAUGUGAGGAAAAUAUAGACUUAACAUUUUAAUAAAAUGGAAAGUACGAUACAUCAAAUUCUAUCCAGCCAAAAUCAUUUAAAACCUCUAGCAGACACAAUGCUUUACAGGGGGUCUAGCAAAUGACCAGGUCUAUUUUGCGGACUAAGGGGUAAGACGGUGGGCAUUUCCUUUCCUAAUAUCUAUUACUCUGUCUGCAGGUUCCAAGCUUAGAGACUAUAUUUACGUAUCAUACCAUUAUAUCCUGUUUGUUUUGCUGUUUCUAUAAACUAUCGGGCCAGAGAGAGGGACUUGAGCUGCAGGACAGGUCCAUAAUCAAAAAAGCAUAAUAUGAGCUUUUCUGAAGAUUACGAUGGCUCACGCCAGGACAGACGCACAUGCUGGGGAAAGUAGCUGUGCUGGUGGUCUGGAGCUAUGGCAAAUGAAAUGUAUCUGGAGGAAAUCAAGGCUGGACAAAAAAAUACACAACAUCUUAGGUGCUCCUUGUGCAUUCCUGAAUAGGUUCUGCUUUAGUGUAUCAACAGAAUAGUGGGUUGAGUGCAGUUUAGCCCACCUGCCAUGAAUUAUAUUGCUGCAGAACAAUAUAUUUCAUUCCCAAAUGAUUUCUAAUGAACAAUUACACACUUCAUUAAACAUUGGUUACUUUUCAGUAUUUCUGAGAACUUUCAGUCAUUUAAUGUCAUUGUAAUUUAUUUCCUAGCACCAGUAAAAUUGGGAGGAUUAUUUAUUACAAGGUCCCCUACCUUCUUGAUUUGACAUGUUUUUAUUUUUGCCGUUUUUGAUGGACACAUCCGUUUUGGAAAAGUGUUCUGUUUCCCCACAUGAGCACUGUCAAGACCAUUGAGUGUUGCAAUGAUUUUAAAUAAUUGAUUUCUAUGUUUAACCAAACACGUUCAGGUUUAGUGUUACAGUAUAUAAAUACAAUCCUGAGUGAACCAUAGAUGUUAGUUUGAGGACUGCCUCAAAGGGUUCCAGUCUACUCCCACCGGAAGAAUGCCAGGCAGCAUAGAACAUCUAGUGCCCUGGCUAUAAUAAAAUAUCAUCACAUGUUGCAUGGAUGGACGUCAUUUUAUUUGCCACAAUAAAUAAAGAAAUUCUCAUAUAAGUCUAGGUGGAACCAUCUUACUUUAUGUCAAGAUAAGAACAUUCAAUCAUUCAUUAUGUAACCAUGAAGAAGUGUUUUACACCCAUUUUAAAUGACACAUGAGCAUAUAUAGAAUGUGACUUGAUUUAUCUUUUCUAAAGUCUACUAUUCCCUAAGUUAAAACAUCCCCAACUUUUUGGGGAUUUUUCACAAGAUCAGAACAUAAAGAGCUGUGAAACACCUUUUAAAUGAAAUUAGGGCAUAAAGCUGAUCAAUCUUCAGAAAGUUGUAGAGAAGACCAUGUCCUAAAAUGGACUAUAAUCACCUAUUUAUUCACACAGUUCCAGACAUUCCAUACCAAAUGUUAUGUGCUUGAUAAAUUAUGCAUCUCAAAAUUGGACGAAGAUAUGCCCCCUGAAACCUAACUUAACACUAGAUCGAGUCCCCGAGCUGACAAGGUCAAAUCUGUCGUUCUGCUCCUGAACAAGGCAGUUAACCCAAUGUUCCUAGGCCGCCAUUGUAAAUAAGAAUUUGUUCUUAACUGACUUGCCUAGUUAAUAACACUCUUUUGGGUUAAACAGCCCUGGCCUGGACCACAGGUAUAGUUAUCCUUGCCCUACAACAUCCCCAGGACAUACUUAUCCCUCCUCCGGCUCUCUACCUCCUCAGAGGAACACUGGUUUAGUCCAUGACUUCAUAGGUGGAUUUACAGUCACUUGUGGUCUUCUGAAUACUUUUACAAUGAUCUAUUAAUCGCCCCAAAGAUAUGCAUACAAUGUGUUUGGCUCAGGAGCAGACUGGAGUAAUGGGGAAGGUAUGUUUUUGCAGCUGAAAGAUUCCAAACCUGAUUUCUUAAGGGUUGAAUUCUUGCCCCCUCCACACCCCUCAACAGACUGCAUAGUUUCACUUCCAGGGCUCAGGUAUGCACACAGUAGGGAUUACACUGUGGCCUUGUCAUCUUAAUACCUACCUAAAUCCCAUCAUUCAGCAGGGAUUUAAAGCAUCAUUUGUCCUGUAUUCAUUGGCGGUGUGUUUUACCACGUUGACUAUUCAUUGAAUUUGGAAUUCUCUCCAGGUGUGUAUUAUUCCUUUGUACAACUACAUAAUUAUAUAGAACAAUACAUUUCCAGUAGCUACUGCUGUAAAAUACAAAACAAGAUAUGAAGUGUCUUAACGUUACAGUAGUUAAUAGCUUAACACUUCCUUGUAUUCACUGGAAGCAUUUAUUCUAAGGUACAUUAAACAGUAGGUAUUCAGUCUCAAAAUGAAAAGACUAAUGUUAUUUGGGUUUUCCAGUCCAAAAGGUUAUUUGGGUUUUCUUGUCCAAAAGUUGUUUUUUCUCUCCAGUUUUUUGUUUGUUUUUCAGACAAGGGUUUUAUUUCAUUUGUUCAGUUUUAACUUUGUGUAUAUUUUAUGUAUAAAAUAUUUUUAUAGCAUUCCUUCCACUUCCUUUUUCAACCUCGUUUAUUUAAUUGAAUACCAAAGGCAUUAGAGAACGGGCUGUAAUUCUGCAAUAGUUUCAUUGCUUUGUUAGAAGGGAGGUUUCUGACAUCGUAGGGAGCAUCAGCUGGGUUCUAAUGACACCCAACCUGCCAAAGCAAACGGUCUCUUCCCAAAGCCACCACUCUGGGUCUCCAGGUCAUUCAAUCCUCAAACGCCAACCGGCGUUAACUUUGUAUCCAUUUCCUCUAACAUAAGCCAUUUUAUAUUUGACAUUUUAUUAUUUAGUUAUAGUUGUGAAUUUGGGGGCUUGUCCCACUCUGGUCCUAAAGGCAAUUAAGUAAUGCACUUGCCAACUUUUGCUAUUACACUUUGGAUGCCCAUUUCUGACACCAAAUGUUGUAAAUUCAUGGGUUAGCCUUCUGGGACUUGCAUUUGUCAGUCCAAUACCUUUGCCAUUAAACCAAGAGAGGUCCAAACCUCUUGACAAGGUUGUUAGGUGUUGUAUUGAGAAUGUUAGAAUCGCUUCUAUACAAAGUCUGUCACAGUUGAGACUAUGAAAUAUCGAAGCUAUAAUGUACAUUCGUCUGGCAGAUCAGCUCCUGUUUUCAAUAUUUCUCAUAAUCUUGUGAUCUGUCUAAUGGUAGAGAGCUGGUUGCCAUUUUAUGUCAUCGUCUGACUAUUGACAUCUGUUUUUAACAUAUUUAGUUUAAAUGAAAAUCAUAACAGGAGCAGACACACCUAAUACUUGUGUUUUCUCCUGGUAAUCACACCCUGCUGCUGUUGGUUCAACUCACUCUUUAAUAAUGUGAAAUGUUGAUGCUUUGAACCUCAGAUAAGCUAAAGCCUUCAAGCGUACGGUGGUGGUUGCUUUUGGAAACAGGCUGCAUGUAACUUUCUUGUAUUUUGAACCAUGUCGGUAUUACUGAUGCCUUAGUCAUUUGAAUGGAUAAAAAACACAUGAAUGUAUUACAGGACACCAGUGGAGGCUGAUGAGGGGAGGACGGCUCAUAAUAAUGGCUGGAACGGCACAAAUGGAAUGGCAGAUAACACAUGGAAACCAUGUGUUUGAUAUGAUUCUGUUCUGUUCCAGCCACUACCACGAGCCCUCCUCCCCAAUUAAGGAGCCACCAACCUCCUGUGCAGUACACUGUAACAUUUGUCUUACACUACUUAUAUCACAGGCUGUUUGGUGUUCCCUGUAUUGCACAUGAGUUUGGUGGCACCUUAAUUGGGGAGGAGGGGCUCGUGGUAAUGACUGGAGCGGAUUAGGUGGAAUGGUAUCAACACAUCAAACACAUGGUUUCCAGGUGUUUGAUACCAUUCCAUUACUUCCGUUCCAGACAUUAUUAUGAGCCAUCCUCCCCUCAGCAGCCCCCACUGAUGUAUUGUGCUCUAGCAGUGGGUCACACCUACAACAAGGUAGAUCACUUUUCAUGACUGCAUUAGAGAAUGCCAUGAAUCUGAAUUAUUUUAAGAGCUUUGGAAAGCACCUUUUGAAGAGUGGGAAAGACAGAAAUGAACACAGUGAGUGGGGCACUGGAGGAUGAGGAGGGAGGGGGAGAGUGUGUGUGUUUGAGGGAGAGUGUGAGCAGGAGGGAGAGGGAAAAGGAGGGAGGGAGGAAUAUAAGAGACACGGCAAUAGAGGGGAAGGUAAUACAGCGGAGAACUUCCCUGUCAGGCUCACCAUGUUUCUGCUGCAGACUGUGACUGUUAUUUCUCUGACUGUCGUUCUCCUGGACGCAGUGGAAGGUGAUGGGGUACAGAUGCAGAGAGACGUUCAGUGCUGUAUGCAGUACUCCCAGGGGAAUGUGCGCACCAAAGACGUGCUGAGGUUUGAAGUGCAGACGGAGGGGCCAGACUGCAGCAUACAAGCCAUCAUACUGUACACCAAGAAGGCGGUGAAGUGUGCUGACCCCAGAGAUAGAAGGGUCAAGAGGUUACUGAGGAAGCUGCUCCAGAGACAGAGGACCAAAGCACAUAGGACCAUGUGGCUCCACCCUCAUGGCAACCUGCCAGUCAUGUCAGAGGCCAAGUAAACUUCCAGCGGCUUCUCAUCCUAACUCGGCCAAGCUUGCUGACUCUCCAGUCGUCUCGUGUCACUAUCUAUCUGGCUGGGAGUGUGUAGUGGCUGAGCUGUCAUCGCCAUACAUUGCGGAGUCCCUGAGAGGUUUUGAUAUAUAGCUAAAUGUCUUUUACACACUGUCGCUAACUAUGCCAAAGUAUUUGCCAAGUAUUUCUGAUUACUCUUUAUUCCGAGAAACUGGUCUUCACCAUCUAUGUAUGGCUGUUCAACUUCAUAGACGGCUUGUUCUCGCCUGAAACACAAUGUCAUUUAGAAAAUGCACUGUAUGUUUAAACACAUCUUCAGUGGAUCUUUUAUAAAUAAAUUAACCUGGAAGAGUUA